AUGCAGAAAGUGAAGAUUCAGAACGCAAUCCUCCCAGGCAGAGAUCCCCGGUCUCGGUGGGAUGUAGACUUUGAAAUGAACACCAUCAAAUGUAUACAACCGGCAACGGCUGCAAUGCAAGGUUCAACUUCAGAUCCCUCACCGCUACUCCUGCCACCGCUGUGCCAUCCACAUAUCCACUUGGACAAGGCAUAUCUGUUGACAUGCAACUCCCAACACCAUCCGUCACAGGCCCUAUCAGACACGGACGGGACAAACCACCCGGAGUAUACCGACCUCACUCCUCAGGAUGGUUCUUUCGGUGAAGCCCUCCAAUUCACCUCUCUGGCCAAACGACGCUAUACAUCCGAAGAUCUCUAUCUUCGCGGCGCCCAGCUCCUGGCCACAUCUCUUGCCCAAGGCGUGACCUCGUGCCGUGCCUUUGUCGAACUUGAUCAUGUUACCAGCCACUCAUGCAUUGAAGCAGGGCUGCGGCUUAAGGACUGUUUCCAGGGAAAAAUGAAGUUGCAACUCUGCGCCUUCGCUCAGGAUCCAAUCUUCAGUACCGACCACGCCGAAAAGAAUCGACAAGUCCUGCUUCGGGCGCUGGAGGAAUGUGCUGACGAUAUCGAGGUUCUUGGUACUACCCCGUACGUCGAGAAGUCAGCUGGGGCGAGUCUACAGAACAUCGAGUGGGCGAUUGAGACGGCCAUCAACCAUUCCCUGCAUCUGGAUUUUCAUCUCGACUAUAACCUGGACGAGACAAAAAAGGCCGCUAUCUGGGACGUGAUUCGCCUCUUGAAGGAAUUAAACUGGAAUAAGCGGGCGAAACCUGGAAAAACAAUUGUUCUAGGCCAUUGCACACGGUUGACACUCUGCAGCGACGCUGAGAUGGAAGAGCUGGGGAAGGAGAUUACUGAAUCCAAGCUUUCUAUCCACUUCGUGGGGCUUCCGACAAGUGAUCUAUUUAUGAUGGGCCGCCCUUCCGCAGCUUCUUCGGCUCAGCGGUCAAAGUCUGCAGACCGUCCGCGAGGGACACUGCAGGUCCUAGACAUGAUCAAAAGGUUUGGCAUAAACAGUUGUCUCUCUGUUAAUAAUGUCGGCAACGCAUUUACCCCUUGGGGGACGGGAGAUCCAUUGGCUCUCGCAUCUUUAGGUGUUGGCAUCUAUCAGGCCGGCACGGACGACGAUGCGAACAUGUUGUUCGAAUGCGUAAGUUCAAGGGCUAGAAAGGCAAUCGGUCUUGACACAGCGAGCGCACUCGACAACGACCCGAGCGUCUCUGGGCAGGACCAGCAGGAUAGUCAUGAUUCGACCGAGCUCAAAGAAGGCCGGAGAGGCGAACUCCUACUGAUCAAGAACAAAGAGUAUGUCUCCUGUCCGGGGCAUUUGGGCGUCAAGAUUUCCGCUCGCCAGCAAGUCAGCGUGAGAGAUGUUGUGUGGGACCCGCCACAAGUCAAUCUUCGCCAAGUUCUGAGAUGCCGAUAA
Molecule: messenger RNA, 1467 nt
Organism: Cladophialophora psammophila CBS 110553
Lineage: Eukaryota; Fungi; Ascomycota; Eurotiomycetes; Chaetothyriales; Herpotrichiellaceae
Exons: 1
Coding region: 1-1467 (488 amino acids)
Molecular function (GO): hydrolase activity, acting on carbon-nitrogen (but not peptide) bonds, in cyclic amidines
Source: RefSeq, a predicted model, not a curated record